UUUCGUGGAUUUAAGCCACACUGUAAUCAUAAAGAAUAUCCAUACAACUGCACAGUUAGAGUACUGUAUUGCAGGUAUAUAAAUUUGAUUUAAGCGUUCUCCGAUUGUUUUUAUUUUGCUGUUGCAGAAAAUGUCCUUGAGUCACUACAGUAUAUGCUGAAUGCUUAUGGGCAAGUAUUACAUGUAUGACUAAUGCUAGGGUUUCAAUUUAAAACACUUGGGUGUAGAAAUCCAUAUUAAGUGACUGCAGUUGCAAACGUUUACAUCAGUGAGUGAUGAGUGAAAUGCUGGUUGCAGACCGUGUGUCAAGUUUUUUUAAUUGUUUAAUCUAAGAAUGACUGAAGCAACUUCUUUGCCGGCAAAUAUUGAUCAACUACAAUUAUGUUGAACGAAUAUAUCUCUUUUGCUUCUUGCAGUGAUGGGAUUUUACUUGACAGUAUCUGUCUAACAAUGGAUGCAUGUGUUUAUACUGCCUUUGAGGGAAAGGUAAACAAAACGAGCAUGUAUAAAAAGUUGUUCUCUUGUUGAAAUACAGUGGGUCAGUGAUGUUCACAGAUAAUUCCAACGCUUGUAUUUUAUAAUAUAUUGCUGAAGACCAUCCAUUGUGGAUUGCAUUUAUAACGACAGCGCAUUUGUUUGUCUGUCUUGCCUUAAGUAUAUAAACAUGUAGAUUGAGGAGGCCCUUGUCUGAGUUAAUUCAUGGUCAGGGUCGUAAGCUCAUCCACAGAAUUUACACAGAGCAAGAAGUCAUACUGGCUUGGAGGUUGUCACCUAAAAUACAAGUGUUGUCAGUUGUGGUUCUUCCUCCGUAUUAGAACCUCUGUAAAUAGUUUGAUUAUCUAAUUGGACUUGAGGUUUCUUUUCCUUUUUAGGAGAAAAUAUUUAACUUUUUCAUAUCUUUCCUGAGAUACAGGCCAAUAUUGAGUGUGGUAAUGUAUAGUAAAUGUUGCUGUUUAAGUUCGUUAAGUCGGUUUAUUGAACACGUUCAAAUAAACUAUCUGCAGCCUAUUUCCAAUUGGAAGUUAAUACACAACGGAAUGACUUGGAAUAUUAGAUUUUCUUUUUUGUCGUGGGCUUUACAAUCACAUGAUUUUCAGACGUCUUAUUUUCCAAAUCAACUCAUCCUGAAUUCCAACAUAUAUUGAAUAUCCAAACCUUUUAAUUGCAAUAUUUCCACUGCACAUUUGCUUUGUUAUUGUUGUUAUUUAACCAGUUCACUCACUUGUUGUCCCUCUCAGUGAUGCAGAGAGGAGUCAUGUUGGUCUCUAUGAAAAUAUACGUAGCAGUUGGUUGGUACACACUGGAUGCUGUGCAUUGUGUGUCUUGGUAUUUAACCUCACUUUGUUUGGUUUUGGUUUACAGUACAACUUUCUGUUGCAUAUACUCUUAGAAUCUCUAUGCACAUAAUACCAUCUUCCAGAUAAGUUGUAAUGGGAAAUUCAUGUUUACCAAUGAAUACAGAAGUGUAGUGUCUCUUAAGGUUAUACAUUUAUUAACGUUAUUUGUAUUAAGGACAGUUUAUGAAAAGUGCAAUGCAGAAAAGUAAUCGGUGCUAAAACAACACUGGGACCUCUACAGAUAUGAGGUGUUCUCACACACAGCACAAAACAAAAUUACAACAGUUGCUCCGACAUUGUAACUGUUUAACAAUCUAUAGGACAGUGUCAUUAUCAUAAUUUAUAAUUGAUUGAACAACAGUCUUUUUAUACCUUGAUACACAAAGUGAAAUUGUCUACUUGUAGAGAUUGCAGUGCUAUAACUAAAUUUAACUCUGGGUGUCACUGUGCACCAACCAUGGAAGUACGUGCCAUUUGCUUCAUCCAUUCUCUUCCACCAUUGCAAACCGUCUUGUGGUUCAGUGCUCGUGUGUGUGAAGAACGAUACAAAGGGCUUACAUCGUCGUGAUAUUCGGACAAUAAUUCGGGAGGAAUAUAACCGUCUUUGACCACUUUGAAAGACUUGCCCAGGGAAGGAUGAACGCCUGGUCGAUGACGGGAAAACCCGUGUACAGAGGGUUUUCUAUGGAUCGUUAUGGUGUUGUUCUCCUUUUCAUCAGCCUGCAUUUCGCGUACGGAGACGUGAGCUACUCUGUCGCAGAGGAGAUGAAACGCGGGUCUGUGAUUGGAAAUCUAGCCAAGGAUCUCGGCCUCGGGACUGCUGCACUUUCCUCGCGUAAAGCUCGCAUUGACACGGACAGGAGUGGCAAGCAGUAUUGUGAUAUUAAUCUGAGCAGCGGAGAUUUGAUUGUGACGGACAGGAUCGACAGAGAGGGUCUUUGUGGUAAGAAGGCGACUUGCCUUUUAAAAGAGGAGCUUGUACUGGAAAACCCUUUAGAGCUUCAUCGUAUCAGUAUUCAUGUGCAAGAUAUAAACGACAACGCCCCACACUUUAGUGAGGAGUUGAUUUCAUUUGAAAUUAGAGAAUCAACCGUGAAAGGAGCGACAUUUUUACUCACUGAAGCCCAUGAUGCAGAUAUCGGUACAAAUACCGUGCAGCACUACAAUUUACAAAAUAAUGAACAUUUCACUAUUAAUGUGGAUACAGACGGUAGUGGACGGAAACACUCCGAGCUGGUUUUAGUUAAAGAAUUAGACCGAGAACAAGAUAACGAUUUAAAAUUGGUGCUUACGGCUGUAGAUGGUGGUUCUCCGAGGAGAUCGGGUACUGCGAUCAUUCACAUCACUGUGCUCGAUGCUAAUGAUAACGCACCAGUGUUUAAUCAGGUCGUAUAUGAAGCCAAUGUGCCUGAAAACGCACCGUUAGAUACAAUAGUUAUUGCAGUGAGCGCAACUGAUGCAGACGCGGGACCAAAUGGUGACAUUACGUACAGUUUUGAUCAUGUGUCUGAUGACCAUGCCACGUUAUUCUCUCUUGACCAGAAGACUGGAGAAAUACGAGUCAUCGGGUCCAUUGAUUAUGAGACUGAGACGUCUAUUGAACUACGGAUAAGAGCUAAAGACGGGCCAGGUCUUACCUCAUAUUGUACAGUAAUUAUAGACGUAACAGAUGUCAAUGAUAACCCACCUGCUAUCAGUUUAAAGUCACUGACUAACCCCAUACCUGAGAACGUGUCACCUGGUUCAGAGGUGGGCAUCAUUAACGUGCAGGACAGAGACUCUGAGAAUAACAGACAGGUUCGCUGCUCCAUUCAACAAAAUGUCCCUUUUAAGUUAGUUCCUUCGAUAAAAAACUAUUAUUCUCUGGUGACCACAGGACAACUGGACCGUGAACUAGUGUCAGAUUACAACAUUACAAUCACUGCCACUGACGAGGGCUCUCCACCUCUGUCCUCCUCUAAAACUGUUCAGUUAUCUGUAGCUGACAUCAACGACAACCCACCUGUGUUUGAGGAACAGUCCUACAGCGCAUAUGUGACUGAAAAUAACAAACCUGGCUCCACUUUAUGUUCCGUCACUGCUCGAGACCCCGACUGGAGACAAAACGGUACAGUGGUUUAUUCUCUGUUACCUGGUGAGGUGAACGGUGCCUCGGUGUCCUCCUAUCUAUCAGUUAACGGAGACACGGGGGUGAUCCACGCUGUGAGGUCGUUUGAUUAUGAACAGUUCAGGAGCUUUAAAGUCCACGUGAUGGCCAGAGACAACGGUUCUCCUCCACUCAGCAGCAACGUGACCGUCAGCGUCUUCAUAUCGGAUGUGAACGACAACUCUCCUCAGAUACUGUACCCCGCCCGAGGUAACUCCUUCAUGACCGAGCUGGUCCCCAAAGCUGCACACGGAGGCUCUCUGGUGUCCAAAGUGAUCGCGGUGGACGCGGACUCCGGACAGAACGCCUGGCUGUCCUAUCAUAUAGUCAAAUCCACUGAUCCGGGACUUUUCAGUAUUGGUGUCCACAGCGGAGAGAUCAGGACACAGCGGGACAUAUCUGAAUCUGACAGCAUGAAACAGAACCUUAUUGUGGCGGUGAAAGAUAACGGACAGCCCUCUCUGUCUGCCACCUGUUCCAUGUAUUUACUUAUUUCUGAUAACUUGGCUGAGGUGCCAGAGCUGAAGGACAUUUCUUAUGAUGAGAAGAAUUCAAAACUGACCUCUUACCUGAUCAUCGCGCUCGUGUCUGUCUCCACCUUUUUCCUGACCUUCAUCAUCAUCAUCCUGGGUGUGAGGUUUUGUCGCAGGAGAAAGCCCAGACUGUUGUUUGACGGAGCUGUCGCCAUCCCCAGCGCUUAUCUCCCUCCUAAUUACGCAGAUGUUGACGGCACAGGAACUUUACGCAGCACUUACAAUUAUGACGCCUACCUGACAACAGGUUCCAGAACCAGUGACUUUAAGUUCGUGACAUCUUACAAUGACAACACACUGCCUGCUGACCAGACUCUGAGGAAAAGUCCUUCUGACUUUGCUGAUGCUUUUGGAGACUGUGAUUCUUCUCCUGAGGUAAGGGCAAUGCAUUUGAUGCACAUACUUAAUUAGAAAACGAGCCCCCUUUUCAGAUGUUUGACUUGUAAUGUGGUAGUAAUUUUGGAAUAAUCGCUUCUUAAAAUAUGAAAUAAACGAGUUCCCUGACGUGGUUAUAAGUUUGGUCUAUUUUUGCUGUUUGUCUUUAGAAUUAUGAACUCACAUUGCUUAGUAACCGUUGUGCUGGAAUUCCCUACCUGAUAUUCUCCAGUCAUUCUUUGAAACAUUGCCAACCAAGCGAUGCAGCUGACAUUAGAUACAUUUUACAACAGCUGUGUAGUUCCCUAGCUGGAUUUUGUGAAGUUUGUGACUUUCCUUAUACAUCUUUUAUAGCUGCACAAUCGUCAGGGAUGUUUGUUUUGGUACUAAAUCAUCAGGUAUAUAUUUAAGUCUCAGGGGAAUUUGCCGUUUUAAACGUGAGUAUUAAAUAUGAGUGAUUGUCAUAUGUGAGC
Molecule: messenger RNA, 4864 nt
Organism: Hippoglossus stenolepis (Pacific halibut)
Lineage: Eukaryota; Metazoa; Chordata; Actinopteri; Pleuronectiformes; Pleuronectidae
Product: protocadherin beta-15
Biological process (GO): homophilic cell-cell adhesion
Cellular component (GO): plasma membrane
Molecular function (GO): calcium ion binding
Source: RefSeq, a predicted model, not a curated record